This is a messenger RNA of Mucor velutinosus, 2250 nucleotides long. RefSeq lists its product as uncharacterized. Gene Ontology annotation, cellular component: nucleus. The coding region runs from base 1 to 2250 and encodes 749 amino acids. Lineage: Eukaryota; Fungi; Mucoromycota; Mucoromycetes; Mucorales; Mucoraceae. The record is from RefSeq and is a predicted model, not a curated record. Gene Ontology annotation, molecular function: RNA cap trimethylguanosine synthase activity. The transcript has 5 exons. Gene Ontology annotation, biological process: 7-methylguanosine RNA capping; 7-methylguanosine cap hypermethylation.
AUGGGGAAGUUUACGAUUCCUGAAAAGGUCAUCCUACUAGAUUCUGAUUCUGAGGGCCAAGAUGAUAUCCCAACAAGUGCGUUGCCAACGGUAUUAGCAGCAGGCAAUGACAACGACGACGACGACAUUCAAGAGAUCAAAGACUUUCAUAUACCUAAAAGACGUGAUUGGCAUCAGGAUGAAACGCCAUUUCAUGAUGCCAGAGAUGAUAACAUAGUGCUAUCAGACAGCGAUGAUGAUGGCCAUACACAAAACAAGCCAAGUGAAGCUCCCAGUGCGUCAAGUAAUGAAACAGAGACACCAUUCACUCACUUUCUUAGCGAGGAGGAAACGUAUGAUCUCGAUGACAAUGAGGAUGAAGUCCAGAAUACAGUCAAGAUCAAGAGAAAGGUCAUCAAAGAAGACCAGAGCGAAGAGGAAAAAUAUGAUGAAAUGGAUGAGGAUUUAGAGAAAGAGGAAGAAGAAGAGGGAUCCGAGUACGCACGAGUAUCAUAUCACAAACGCAACACACAACCCCACCGCAGAGAUAGCCCUGGAGACGAUUCUAAUUCUAAUGGAGAAGAUGGGGAUGAAGAUGAUACCAAAUCAACGGAUGAUGAAGCAGAAAUGCCUAUGACUACUUUCAAUAAAGACAAUUCAAAGAAGGAGGACAAGGUGAACGACGAGCCAUUCAAGUCACCAAACAAUAUUUCACAAUUUGAAGAGAAAGAUAAUAGGAGUAGAUUCAUGAAAUUAACAAAACUGUGCCAGAAAGCUUUACGAGAAAACAAAGAAGCUACGCUUGCUUCAAGAAAACAGAAUCCAGCCGCUGAUUCUUUGGACAGUAACAAGAAAAAUGAUGAUCAGCCUUCACCACCCACAUCGAAAACUGUCAAUACGUUGCUAGAAAAGAAAAAGAUUCUGAUCAACACCAAAUCUGUGGCUACAGAGGAACAGCAACAAAGCAUAGAUAAACCAGUUGAAAAUGAAGAUCUUUUGGAGACUAUCACAGAAAUCGUACAAGAAACAAUGCAAGUAACAGUAGAGCAAAUUCGAGUGCCUGAAUCAGAGGAACAAGGAUUUCAGGAUACACAAACGAGCGACACAUCCCAGGAACAACAACAGCCACAGGAAGAAGAGGAGGGCGAGGACGUUGCCAUGGAAACCGUGAAUCAAGAGACAGAGCGCACAGAGGCUCCAUCUCAACAACAAAGUGCCUUGGAAUCAUAUGUGGAUUCAGCGGUCAAGGAACGUAUCGAAGAGCUCAAGAGACAGCAAGCAGAAGACCAAAAAACAACAGAAAAUGUAGUCAUGGAUGAUGCAUUGCAUGAAGUUACUACACUUGUCAACUCGUUAAAAGAAACAUCGGAAGAUGCAAAAGAAACAGUGAAUGAAGCACAACCCAUGGACGAAGACGAAAAGCCCGAAGAAAUACCCAUCUCUAAAGCAGUAGUACGCAAUGACCCUUAUUCAGGCUAUUUAGCGCCUAAUGGAAGGAAAACCAAGCGACAAAAGACCAAAAAACAGAGAAUCAUGGAUCCAUCCACUGUAUACAACAAUGUCAUUGUGUCCUAUAGUCAAGAGACGAUGCCCAAAGACAUGCAAAAAUACUACUUUCAACGGUAUGCUUACUUUUCUAAAUUUGACCAAGGCAUUUUGAUGGAUAAAGAGGGCUGGUUUUCUGUUACACCCGAGAAGAUCGCACGUCAUAUUGCCCUGAGAUGUCAAUCUGAUAUCAUCAUUGAUGCAUUCUGUGGUUGCGGUGGAAAUUCAAUUCAGUUUGCGCUUACCUGCGAGAGAGUCAUUGCGAUUGAUCUUGAUCCUGUCAAGCUACACUGUGCUCGCGAAAAUGCCAAGAUCUAUGGUGUCGCCGACAGAAUCGAGUUCAUCUUGGGCGAUUUCUUUGAUCUUGCACCUCAUCUCAAGGCCGAUUGCGUAUUUCUAUCGCCUCCUUGGGGUGGACCCGCUUACAUGGCAGAAGAUGUGUAUGACCUGAAAUCAAUGAUACCCGGUGAUGGAAUGAAUAUUCACAAGAUUGCUUCCAGCAUCACUCCCAAUGUUGCCUUCUUUGUGCCUAGAAACACCGACCCACAACAAUUAGCACAAUUGGCUGGACCUGGCAACACAUGUGAGAUUGAGCAAAACUCGUUGAACGGUAAAAUCAAGGCCCUCACAGCGUACUAUGGGGAGCUGAUAGAUUAUGAUCAAUUGGAAAAAAUUGAGGCUGAUAUUGCUGAAGAAGAAUUGAUCGCCAAGAUAGCCAAAUAUUAA